Messenger RNA from Tribolium castaneum (red flour beetle), 1617 nucleotides. RefSeq lists its product as uncharacterized. Gene Ontology annotation, biological process: heme A biosynthetic process. NCBI's taxonomy places the organism in Eukaryota, Metazoa, Arthropoda, Insecta, Coleoptera, Tenebrionidae. The coding region runs from base 157 to 1425 and encodes 422 amino acids. Gene Ontology annotation, cellular component: mitochondrial inner membrane. The transcript has 7 exons. The record is from RefSeq and is a predicted model, not a curated record. Gene Ontology annotation, molecular function: oxidoreductase activity, acting on NAD(P)H, heme protein as acceptor.
GACACUUGAAGGUGAGGUUAUAUCAUAUGUUGUCUAAAAACGUGUCUGGAAAAACCGCUCAUUGUACGCACCCUCGGGUUUCCAUGAAGAAUUUUUCGAAUUACACUUUACACUGAAGCUGGAAUAGUAUUGCAACCAGUCGCAAAAUCACUCAAAAUGUUAAGUUUAGUGCGACAAUGUCGCGCAUUCACCCCUGCUAAACAAUUUCUGGGUGUCUCAAAUCGGACGCUACCAAAAAAUGGACUUGUUAGGACUUACAUGACCCCCAUUUGGAGGAGGCAACCCCUAACAAAUCUUCUCAAAACGAGGAAUUUUCUCAAACCUAGCGGAGCAAUUAUUGUGAGACUGAAUUCAAACAUUCCGCAAAAAAGCAAAAAAAGCAUAGGCUACUGGCUGAUGACCUGCAGCGGAAUGGUCUUCGUGGCCGUAGUUUUAGGUGGCGUAACGCGAUUAACCGAGUCAGGGUUGUCUAUGGUUACGUGGAAAUUGUUGGGAGAAAAAAUGCCCAGGACGGAAAAAGAGUGGCAGGAGGAGUUUGAAAAAUACAAACAAUUUCCCGAAUUUAAAAUCAAAAACAGAGAAAUGACUUUAUCCGAGUUCAAAUGGAUAUGGCACAUGGAAUUCGGGCACCGGAUGUGGGGCCGUGCCAUCGGCGCUGUUUUCCUAAUCCCAGCUGUGUAUUUCUGGGCCCGUGGCAGAUUCACCCCAGCGAUGAAAAAACGAGUGUUGGCUUUCGGUACUCUGAUCGGUGCCCAAGGAUUGAUGGGUUGGUACAUGGUUAAGUCAGGUCUUGAGGACCGAUUCCAUGGCGAAAGCGACGUACCUAGAGUAUCGCAAUAUCGACUUGCCGCCCACCUUAGCCUUGCUUUUGUUUUAUAUACACUGUUCCUGUGGUCUGGUCUCGACCAACUUUUACCAGCCGAAACCAUAACCACUGGGUGCAAAAACGCCAUAAAAGCGGCGAGAAAAUUCAGGAUGGUGGCGCAUACGUGUAAAGGCUUAGUGUUUCUGACUGCGCUCUCAGGGGCUUUUGUGGCCGGUCUGGACGCAGGUUUAGUCUAUAAUUCGUUCCCUAAAAUGGCAGAUAAGUGGAUUCCCGAUGAUAUUUUAGCACUAAUGCCUGCUAUGAGCAAUUUUACGGAAAAUCCAACUACGGUUCAGUUUGAUCAUAGGGUUUUAGGGACUACGACUUUGACUGUUAUCACAGCCAUGUAUUUGAUGUCGAGACGCAGGCUUUUGCCACGAAGGGCUUACACUGCGGCUGCAGUUUUCGGGGCUUUGGCCUGGCUGCAGGUCGCUUUGGGAAUAACAACGCUUUUAACGUACGUACCAACCGCUUUGGCGGCAAGUCACCAAAGCGGGUCGUUACUUUUGUUAUCGUCUGCCGUUUGGCUGACUCAUGAACUCAAAAGGUUACCUAAGUAGGCGAGAAAAAACGUAGUUGUAAUGUAACAAACUUUUAUUGUAAGGUUAUUGAUAUUUGAUUGAUAAUUAAUAUCGACACUACCAUUUAUUUUAAAACAAAAUAUAUAUCAAUAUCACGUGAUCCACCAUAAAACAAACUGUUAUUUUACUUAUUUGGUGCGUAUUUCCAUAAAAAACACUUCUGGUUUCAAA